Molecule: messenger RNA, 651 nt
Organism: Adineta ricciae
Lineage: Eukaryota; Metazoa; Rotifera; Eurotatoria; Adinetida; Adinetidae
Source: the annotation of a GenBank genome assembly
AUGCAGUCAUCAACUUCUCUACAUUCUCUGUCAUCCACAACAUCUAGCAAUUCUUCCAGCUAUGGUUCUCGCACUAUACUCGAAACCAAAGAUCUUCCAUAUGCUGCACCUCGAUGCCGAUCAUCUAUCGCCGCAUUCCUCGAAGAUGACGAUGCUUAUACACUCAUCUCGCCACCUUCAUCUCCUGUACCACCACCACCACCUCCUCCUCGCCGCCGCCGAUCACAACUUUCCACAUCCAACAAAUCCAUUGAUAAAUGUCGUCAGCUCUUUCGUACUUGUCUUGCGUCAACAGCUUCACCUCUCGCAUUGUCAACACACUCUAAACUAUCAACUUCGUUCAUCCGACAAGAAUACUUCGCAAAACUAUGUCAAACUCAUCGAUUGCUUCUUGUUCUCAACAGUUAUCACUGUGAAUGCGGUUGCCAAUUUUCCAUGGAAGAAGGCAGCUAUGUUGUGCUAUACGAUCAACAAAGUCAAUCAUGUUCAUCAUACAAAACCAAGGGUGGACUAGUGACAGUGAUAUCGAACGAUUUGGUAUGUUCGAAAGUGCCUUGUGAAUAUGUGUGUGAUGUGGAAUUGUUACGUAGUCGUGUUCGAUUGAGACGAUAUGGCAGUGGAAGUGAUGAUGAACAAAGUUUUGAUUUGUAA